Messenger RNA from Sorex fumeus (smoky shrew), 1585 nucleotides. RefSeq names its product ATPase H+ transporting V1 subunit D (gene ATP6V1D). Gene Ontology annotation, molecular function: proton-transporting ATPase activity, rotational mechanism. The transcript is spliced from 9 exons. Gene Ontology annotation, cellular component: proton-transporting V-type ATPase complex. The record is from RefSeq and is a predicted model, not a curated record. The coding region runs from base 142 to 888 and encodes 248 amino acids. NCBI's taxonomy places the organism in Eukaryota, Metazoa, Chordata, Mammalia, Eulipotyphla, Soricidae.
GCUGAGUCGGGCUGCCGCUAGGCAACCGGGUGGGUCAAGUGACCCAACCAGCUGACUCUGGUUAAAGGAAGACACGGUGCCUGGGCUAGUAGCAGCUGCGAUUACCCGGCCGGGGAACCGAGCCGAACCACCAUCGUAAGAAUGUCGGGCAAAGACCGAAUUGAGAUCUUUCCCUCGAGAAUGGCACAGACCAUCAUGAAGGCUCGAUUGAAAGGUGCACAGACAGGUCGAAACCUCUUGAAGAAAAAAUCUGAUGCCUUAACUCUUCGAUUUCGACAGAUCCUAAAGAAGAUAAUAGAGACUAAAAUGUUGAUGGGCGAAGUAAUGAGAGAAGCGGCUUUUUCUCUUGCUGAAGCCAAGUUUACAGCAGGGGAUUUCAGCACUACUGUUAUCCAAAAUGUAAACAAAGCCCAGGUGAAGAUUCGAGCAAAGAAGGAUAAUGUAGCAGGUGUUACUUUGCCCGUAUUUGAACAUUACCACGAAGGAACUGACAGCUAUGAACUGACGGGUUUAGCCAGAGGUGGGGAGCAGUUGGCGAAAUUAAAAAGAAACUAUGCCAAAGCAGUGGAACUUCUGGUAGAACUGGCUUCAUUGCAGACUUCCUUUGUUACUUUGGAUGAAGCUAUUAAGAUAACCAACAGGCGUGUAAAUGCCAUUGAACAUGUUAUCAUUCCUCGGAUUGAACGUACCCUUGCUUAUAUCAUCACAGAGCUGGAUGAGAGAGAACGAGAAGAAUUCUAUAGGCUAAAGAAAAUACAGGAGAAGAAGAAGGUUCUCAAGGAAAAAACUGAGAAGGAUUUGGAGCAGCGAAGGGCAGCUGGAGAGGUCAUGGUGGAGCCUGCUAAUCUUCUGGUAGAGGAGAAAGAUGAGGAUCUCCUCUUUGAAUAAUUGUUCCUAUUCUGAUUCUUCCAGAAAUCCUAACACGGCACCAUUUAAAUCCAUGGUGUGUUGGUUUGGUAUGUGUGGCUAUUUAUGUUUUGGCCUAAGAAUUUCACUGGUUGUAAAAUUUCCCUGAAUAUUCAUUUAUGGGAUUACUUUGUGGAACCAUUUCAACCACCAUUUAUCACAGGUGGGAUCCAGGAACUUGUACAAGUGUCUGCACUUUACGAAGUGUCUCUUCAUUCCAUUUCUGUGUAUUACAAGUGAUCUGCUUACCAAGCACAUUAGAAAACAGCCCUUAGGAAACAGCAGUGGUCUUAGGCCAACUACUUUUGGAGCAUCCUUUGUUCCCACAGUUGCAAACCUUGGUGCAGCUGUCAUGAGAGCUGCAGCUAUCCUUGUGUUACGAGAUCCUUUUCGCCUCAAGCUGUAUGAAAACCUUCACUUUAUUUUCUUGCAUGAUAGAUUUGUCAGGUCUGUCAUGAGAAUUUUGUCAAUUUCAAUGUGACUGUGGAACAGUAAAAUAAUUUUAGAACAAGUGAUCUAUUAUUAAUUUACUAGUGAGAUGUUCUUAUGCUCUAAUCAGCACAUUGGAUUGUAAUUCAUGAAGAGCCUCUGCACAUAUAUAGGAAGUGAGUAGCCUCUCUUUCUUCCUUCUUGUCAGUGUUCUACUUACUGAUUAUUAAAUUUGGGGAUAAUAAAUUAU